This is a messenger RNA of Elaeis guineensis (African oil palm), 1218 nucleotides long. NCBI's taxonomy places the organism in Eukaryota, Viridiplantae, Streptophyta, Magnoliopsida, Arecales, Arecaceae. The record is from RefSeq and is a predicted model, not a curated record.
AUGAUGAAUAUCGACACAGAGUGUGGGUGGUUUUACAACUCUUGCAAGAAAUGCACCAAAAAAGUUAUUCCAGAUAGGUCUGAAUUUUACUGUGAAAAGUGUAAUGGGCUUGUGAAUUCUGUUGUACCUAGGUUCAAGAUUGAGUUGAGGAUGAUUGAUGAAUUUGACAAUACUAUUUUCAUUGUUUUUGAUAGUGAGGCUGCUAAUUUCCUCCAAUGCACUGUUGCUGAAUGGAGGGAUUUUAUGUCUACAAAUUUUGGUGAUAUAAAUCAAACUCCUGAGCAUUUAGACCAAUUUUUUGGCAAGAAAUUCAUUUUCAAAGUGCAAAUUACUGAUAGAAACAUUAGAGGUUAUAGCUACUUAUACUUGAUAUAUGAGAAAGACAAUGAUACUCAGAGCAUAAGCAGGAUGGUGUUUGCUACAAUUGAGUCUGAAGUGGAAAAUACUUUUGAUAGAUUAACACUUGCUAAACGUAGUUCUCCAGAAUUAAGCAACAAGUUAAAUGACAAUGAAAACCUCACAGCCCAGAUGUCUUCCAAUGCCAAGAAAAAAAAUCAAAGUGGAAGAUGCGAGAAGCAACCACUUUCGCAAUCACAUAAGAAGUUACAAUAUGAUGUUUGCCUCUACGUCAAUGAGAGGAGUAGGGAUGACAAUGGUCAAUUUGAUGUUGAUAUUGUGGCUUCAUUGAAGAAUAUGCUAGAUAUAUCAAACCCAUUGGUUAAGACUUUUAAAAUGGCAAAGGGCAGAAUGCAUGACGAAGAGCUAAAGAAUUAUGCUCUUAUUAUAAUUGAGAAUUUAUUGCAACAUAAUGAGAGAAAUCUUGCUGACUUUGAAUCAAUGCCUUAUCCAGACAUGAAUAGAAUACAAAGGGAUAGUAACAAGUUGAUGCAUAAUGAGCUAAGCUACAAUAGAAGUAUUUUAGCCGAAGAGCUUCAGUACCUUUUAAAUUCACUUACUGAUGAGCAAAGACGAUUCUAUAAAGGAGAUGAGAGAAUAUAUUUGAGUUCAGACAAUGUUUGUAGGAUAGAUGCAAACAUUGAUAGCAUGGAUAAUUUGUACACAAACCAUGUGUUAAAGCUGAAAGUCGAUGCUCCUGUGAUGUUGCUUAGAAAUAUUGAUAAAUCUUUGGGGUUGUACAAUGGUACAAAGUUAAUUAUCAGUCAACUAGGGAAGCACGUGCUUGAAGCAAAAGUUAUCUCAGAAAGUAACGUUAGUUAG